Messenger RNA from Struthio camelus australis, 758 nucleotides. NCBI's taxonomy places the organism in Eukaryota, Metazoa, Chordata, Aves, Struthioniformes, Struthionidae. The record is from RefSeq and is a predicted model, not a curated record.
AUGGGGAGCGCUCUUCACAGAACUGGCCCAGUAACGAGUCAUAUACGAAAUGCAGAACGUGACGCUAACUGGUUCCUGGGUGCUCUGUUUGCCAGUUGUGCUCCUUGUUGUUUCGCUAUUGUUCGUUUCGCGUUUGAACGAAUCGACUUUAAGAUCAGAACUAUAGAAUUAGAUGGAAAGAAAAUCAAGCUACAAAUAUGGGAUACAGCAGGCCAGGAGAGAUUCCGCACAAUUACAACAGCUUACUACAGAGGAGCCAUGGGAAUUAUGCUGGUGUAUGACAUCACAAAUGAAAAGUCUUUCGACAACAUAAAAAACUGGAUAAGAAACAUUGAGGAGCAUGCCUCUUCAGAUGUAGAAAGAAUGAUCCUCGGUAAUAAAUGUGAUAUGAAUGAAAAAAGACAAGUCUCAAAAGAAAAAGGGGAGAAGUUAGCAAUUGAUUACGGAAUCAAAUUUUUGGAGACAAGUGCAAAAUCCAGCAUAAACGUGGAAGAGGCAUUUUUCACACUUGCACGGGACAUUAUGACAAAGCUCAACAGAAAAAUGAAUGACAACAGUUCAUCAGGGGCAGGCAACGUAGCAACUCCCGAGCUCUGGUAUGCCUCCUUGCUGAGGGAUGGGAUUUUGUUUCAAGACGCCGAAGCAAGUCCUAGCCCUGAAUUAACUGUCUGACCCUACUGCGCCCUGCUUCCACGCUUCUUCACCCAAAAUGCGGCGACUUUGUACAAUGCACGUUUAUGCUCUGAACCAAUAAAAUA